CAGUUGCUCAGGUACUUUGGCUGUCUGUUGCUAUGGGAGAUUGGAAGACUAUUACAGUGCCAGCACUGUCAUCAGCUAGCAAAAUCCCUUAUCAGAAUACCUCAGAAAAAAAGAACAGGAGUACUUGUGGCACCUCAGAAAAAAAGAUGUCCCCUUCAAGUUUAAACAUGCAACAAGUGCUACGCUCGCCACUGCCUUUGUCCAAAAGUACGCACAGCUUUUUCAGUGCCUUCUGCACAGAAGAGAAUGUUGAACAGAGCAUCUCCUAUCUUAACAGGGAGUUGACAACAUUAGGUUUCCCUUCUCUUUAUUCGGAGUGCAAAGAUAAAGAAUUAAAUGUAGUAUCGGUCUUAAAUUGUAUGAAUGAACUGCUUGUACUCCAACGCAAGAACCUCCGAGCUCAGGAAGAGGUGGAAAUCCAGCAUCUGAAACUGGGUAGUGAUAUGGACCACCUGCAGAACUGCUAUGCUAAAGUAAAGGAGCAACUGGAAACUUCUAGAAGGGAAAUAGUGGGACUUCAAGAAAGAGACAGACAACAGCAAUGUAAGAACAGAAAUCUGCACCAGUUACUUAAAAAUGAAAAAGAUGAGGUACAAAAAUUACAAAAUAUUAUUGCAAGUCGUGCUACUCAGUACAAUCAUGAUAUGAAGAGGAAAGAAAGAGAAUACAACAAACUAAAAGAGCGCUUACAUCAACUAGUCAUGAACAAAAAGGAUAAAAAAAUAGCUAUGGAUGUUCUAAAUUACGUAGGUAGAGUUGAUGGGAAGAGAGGUGCUUGGAGAACUGGUAAAACAGAAGCCAGGAAUGAAGAAGAAAUGUACAAAGUUCUUUUAGGUGGCUAUGAACAACGUCAAAAACAGCUUCUAGUGGAAAAUGCUGAGCUCAAGAAAGUUCUUCAGCAAAUGAAGAAAGAGAUGAUUUCACUUCUCCCACCACAGAAACAGAAACCUAAGGAAAGAGCUGAAGAUGGCAUUGGGCCGGUACUAUCAGACAUGGAGGAAGAUGCUGUAGAAUUAAAUAAAGAGAAUAUGUGGGAACUUUCUUGUGAAACUGUGCGAGAACAGCUUACCAACAGCAUUAGAAAGCAGUGGAGAAUGCUGAAAAAUCAUGUUGAAAAACUGGAUAACCAAGUGUCACGUGCACAUUCAGGGGCUUUGAAUGGCAGCGAUGUAAUUUCAAGAGAGGACCAUGAACUGGAAACUGAAAAGCUAGAAUUAGAAAUUCAGCAAUGCAAAGAAAUGAUCAAAACUCAGCAACAACUAUUACAGCAGCAGCUUAUGUCUCCAUGUGAUGAUGAUACCUCUAUGUUACUACAGGACUGUUAUUUGUUGGAAGAAAGAGAGCGCCUCCAGGAAGAAUGGAAACUAUUUAGAGAACAAAAAAAGAACUUUGAGAGAGAGCGAAGAAGUUUUACAGAAGCUGCUAUUAGAUUAGGACUUGAGAGAAAGGCAUUUGAAGAAGAUAGAGGGGCUUGGCUGAAGCAACAGUUUUUGAGCAUGACUUCUGAUCACAAGAACUCUGAACAUGUGAAAACUCAAAGUGCCUACUCAGGAAGUUCUGACCCAGACAAUCAGUUAAUGAACUUCAGGUCUCGGCAAAAGAAACCUCACUGCUUGCCUAGUGUACCUCCUUCAGAGGAACUUUGCCAGACAAUUCAGCAUAUCCCACACAACAGCAAUUCGAGUGUUGUAUUGAAUAAAACUACUGAAGACAGCAAGCCAAAGCAAUGGAAGGGACUCAACAAAGCAGAAACUGAAUAA
Messenger RNA from Emys orbicularis (European pond turtle), 1760 nucleotides. It is a transcript of the gene SSX2IP, whose product is annotated as SSX family member 2 interacting protein. The coding region runs from base 33 to 1760 and encodes 575 amino acids. Gene Ontology annotation, cellular component: ciliary basal body; centriolar satellite. NCBI's taxonomy places the organism in Eukaryota, Metazoa, Chordata, Testudines, Emydidae. The transcript is spliced from 13 exons. The record is from RefSeq and is a predicted model, not a curated record. Gene Ontology annotation, biological process: intraciliary transport involved in cilium assembly.